AUGCUGAGCGGAGCGGCUGGGGCUGCGCGGCGUGGUGGAGCAGCGCUCGCUCCUCGCUCGCUCGCAGGGACACACGCAGGGGCUGACAGCUGUGCUGGUGCUGAUAAGGGAAGCCACAAGGAGACGAUCGAGGAGAGAGACAAGCGGCAGCAGAGGCAGCAGCGGCAGAGGCAGCACCAGGGCUGCGGAGCUGCUGGGAGUGGGAGUGACUCCCCCACCUCGGGCCCCCACCCUGUCCCCAUCCUCCUCCCGCUUGCCCUGAGUUUAGAAGAGCAGCCGCUGUCACCACCGCCACUCCGGAGGGCACCAGGGCUGCUGGCCAGGGAGGGACAGGGCAGGGAGGCUUUGGCCAGUCCCAGCAGCCAGGGACAGAUGCCGAUCGAGAUUGUGUGCAAAAUCAAAUUUGCUGAGGAGGAUGCGAAACCCAAGGAGAAGGAGGCAGGGGAUGAGCAGAGCCUCCUGGGAGCUGCUCGGGGGGCAGCAGCCCCCCGGGACCUGGCCACCUUUGCCAGUACCAGCACUCUGCAUGGGCUGGGCCGGGCCUGUGGCCCAGGUCCCCAUGGACUGCGCAGGACUCUGUGGGCACUGGCCCUACUCACCUCGCUGGCUGUCUUCUUAUACCAGGCGGCCGGCCUGGCCCGGGGCUACCUGACCCGGCCUCACCUGGUGGCAAUGGACCCCGCUGCCCAAGCCCCAGUGGCGGGCUUCCCGGCUGUCACCCUCUGCAACAUCAACCGCUUCCGGCAUUCGGCACUCAGCGAUGCUGACAUCUUCCACCUGGCCAAUCUGACAGGGCUGCCCCCCAAAGACCGGGACGGGCACCGUGCCGCCGGCCUGCGCUACCCGGAGCCCGACAUGGUAGACAUCCUCAACCGCACUGGCCACCAGCUUGCCGACAUGCUCAAGAGCUGCAACUUCAGUGGGCAUCACUGCUCCGCCAGCAACUUCUCCGUGAUGACCUAUCUGCCCCAGCCAUGGGGCAAUUGCCGGGCAGAGAGUGAGCUCAAGGAUCCUGAGCUUCAGGGCUACUCGGCCUACAGUGUGUCUGCCUGCCGUCUGCGCUGUGAAAAAGAGGCCGUGCUUCAGCGCUGCCACUGCCGGAUGGUGCACAUGCCAGGCAAUGAAACCAUCUGCCCGCCAAAUAUCUACAUCGAGUGUGCCGACCACACGCUGGACUCCCUGGGUGGGGGCUCCGAGGGCCCGUGUUUCUGCCCUACCCCCUGCAACCUGACCCGCUACGGGAAAGAAAUCUCCAUGGUCAGGAUUCCCAACAGGGGCUCAGCUCGGUACCUGGCAAGGAAGUACAACCGCAAUGAGACCUACAUACGGGAGAACUUCCUGGUCCUAGACAUCUUUUUUGAGGCCCUGACCUCUGAAGCCCUGGAGCAGCGGGCAGCCUAUGGCCUGUCAGCCCUGCUGGGAGACCUAGGGGGACAGAUGGGCCUAUUCAUCGGGGCCAGCAUCCUCACGCUGCUGGAGAUACUCGACUACAUCUAUGAGGUGUCCUGGGACCGACUGAAGCGGGUGUGGCGGCGGCCAAAGACCCCUCUGAGGACUUCCACCGGGGGCAUCUCCACUUUGGGGUUGCAGGAACUGAAGGAGCAGAGCCCCUGCCCAAGCCGGGGCCGUGCUGAGGUUGGGGGCGCCAGCAGCCUGCUCCCCAACCACCACCACCCCCAUGGCCCCCCAGGAGGUCUCUUUGAAGACUUCGCCUGCUAG
Messenger RNA from Galeopterus variegatus (Sunda flying lemur), 1719 nucleotides. RefSeq names its product acid-sensing (proton-gated) ion channel family member 4 (gene ASIC4). Gene Ontology annotation, molecular function: ligand-gated sodium channel activity. Gene Ontology annotation, cellular component: membrane. Gene Ontology annotation, biological process: sodium ion transmembrane transport. NCBI's taxonomy places the organism in Eukaryota, Metazoa, Chordata, Mammalia, Dermoptera, Cynocephalidae. The record is from RefSeq and is a predicted model, not a curated record.